Molecule: messenger RNA, 2418 nt
Organism: Panicum virgatum (switchgrass)
Lineage: Eukaryota; Viridiplantae; Streptophyta; Magnoliopsida; Poales; Poaceae
Product: DAR GTPase 2, mitochondrial-like
Exons: 7
Coding region: 1034-2143 (369 amino acids)
Cellular component (GO): mitochondrion
Molecular function (GO): GTP binding; GTPase activity
Source: RefSeq, a predicted model, not a curated record
CCAGGCAUCCAUCCCCAUCGCGAGCGCCGCUCGGCCUUCAGCGCCGCCGGCCACCGCCCCCACGCGCCACGCCUCGGGCUCCCACAGCUGCUUCGUCUCCCGCGCAAGCGCCGCCUCAGGUGCGGCUGCCGCUCAGCUUCCCGUGGCCGGCAGCUAUUCCGCCUCGCGCCGCCUGCCGUGCUCGGCUGGUUGCGUGCGCACCGCCCCAUCUACUACUACUGCUCGGCUUCCCGUGGCCGGCCCCUAUCAGGCUCCUAAUCCGCCUCGCGCCGCCUGCCGCGCUCGGCCUUCCGCGCAACCGGCCGCUAGUACUUGGCUUCCCGCCGCCGGCCGCUCCUCCUCACGCCGCCGGCCGCGUCCGCCGCCGCCUGGCCUUCCGCGCAGCAGCCGCCUUGGCUUCCCGAGGAGCGACGGCCGAGCUAGCCAAGGAGCAGCGGCGGGCGAGACCGCCAGGCGUCGCGAGCAGCGGAGCGCGGGAAGAGGCAGCGUCACGCGCGAGGAGGUCACGGUGAAACAUGGGGUCAAUCUGGCCCAAUCUAAAGCGUCGAAGAAGGAUCCAACGACCCGCUGCGCCGGCCCACCUGUAGACCUCCGUUUUCACUUUGCAUCCCGUUUUGUCCCCCGUUUUCACCCGCGGGCUCCCUCGCCCGGUCGGCCCGCCCGAGCGCGGCUCUCCUCCUCCCCCAGAAGGCCAGAACCGCCGCCGCCGCCGCGGGACUUCGCCGGGGCUGUUGCUGUGGGAGGCCGGCGGGGCCGCCGGCGCUGGAGUCCGCCGGGGACGGCGCCGCGCGCGCGGAGCUGGACGCGGUUGCCCCAGCGGCCUCCCCAAUUCCCGCUCCUCACCUGGAGCCGCUCCUCCUCUCAGCGGGAUUUCGGGGGCUUCUCCCCUGGAGCCGCUCGCCACCACCUCGUUUGGCAGGGCUCCGACUGAAGCCGUCAGAAGCCGGAGCCGGAGCUCUCCCAAAGAGGUUGCUGAGUGGGGUCCCAACUGGUCGCCUCCCACCGUCUCCACGCUUGUUCCUCGUCGUCUCCGAUGGCGGCGGCCGCGUCGCGCCGCCUGGGUGCGGCCGUGCGUGGGCUCUCUGGCGCCUGGUACGGGCGCCAUAUGGCCGCGGCCGAGCGCGCCAUACGCACCCGCCUCUCCCUAGUUGACCUCGUCCUCGAGGUCCGCGACGCGCGCGUACCCGCCUCCUCGGCGUUCGAGCCUCUCCGCCGCCGCGGGCCCCUGGAGCCCGAUGGACGCCGGGUCGUCGUGCUCAACAAGGCCGACCUGGCUGACCCGUCCGAGACCGAGAAGUGGAUGGCGUACAUGAAGAAGCAGAGAACGUGCCCGUGCAUCGCGGUCAAUUCGCACAGCGGGGAAAGCAUCAAGGAGCUGUUGAAUGUUGUGCGGUCGAGGAUCAGAGAGAUCAAGCGUGGCGAGAACGAUUGCACGGGAACGGUCCUCCUGGUUGGAAUUCCUAAUGUUGGGAAGUCAGCCAUCGUUAAUGCCAUGCAUCAAAUUGGGAGGAUUGGAGCGGCUGAGAAGGGAAAGCUUAAGCAUGCGAUUGUGAGCAGCCAUCCUGGAGAAACUAGAGACAUAAGUGGAUACAAGGUUGCUAGUCACCUGAAUAUAUAUGUGUUAGACACUCCUGGUGUUCUAUCUCCGAGAUUUGCAAAUGAUGAUUCUGGUUCCAGACUAGCUUUGACAGGAGCAAUCACGGGAUCCUUGUUAGAUGAGUAUGAUAUUGCACAGUUUCUUCUUGCAGUUGUGAACUCGAGAGAGGAAUAUAGGAGAUGGGAGAACCUAAAUGAAGAAGGGGGUAGCAGUUCUAAUGAUAAUGCAAAUACCUCCAGGAGCCACAACAAGAAAAGGCAAUAUGUUUCAGAUCAUACUCAGGAUUUCGUCGUGAAGGCUGUGCGCCAAGUGCUUUUUGAGACUAUAUCAUCUUUUAAGGUCGAUCUUGUAAAGGAAGAUGAACUCAGAAGAUUAAUAGACUGCCAGUUCGUAUCCUUACAGGAGGCUUUCAAAGUUUCCACCGAAUCAAGUGAGGAUGUGGGCAAAUCUAUAGCUUUGAAACUGCUCAAUCUCUAUCGGACUGGAAGGCUUGGCCAUUAUACCUUAGACCAUGUGCCAGAUGUUAGGCAGGAACUUGCUGCAUAAUUAUUUGUUCUUGCCAAAAUGCAUGUCUCAGAACGAUGCGUCUUGGCUCCCAACGUCCUUACUUCUGCUUGAAAUCCUCUUGUACCCGCGCACCCUGCGGAGCUCCAGCAGCCCUCCCCUGCAAAACGGCACAUGAAAUUCUUGAUGCUGUAAGCGAUUGCCGGGACUGUUAUGUCCAACAUUUUUGAUGCUGUAAGCGGCAAAACGGCACAUGAAAUUCUUGUGUUUAUCAUUGUUAUAUACUAAUAAUCAUGGCUAAUCAUUUAUUUUUGAAA